AUGGCGACCGAGGAUGUGAACGAAGCCCUUACGGCGGCGGCGGAAGUACCGGCGACAGAUGCGGCGGAGAAGCAACCUCACAAGCUCGAAAGAAAGUGGAGUUUCUGGUUCGAUAACCAAUCUAAGCAAAAGCAAGGCGCCGCUUGGGGUGCUUCCCUUCGUAAAGCCUACACCUUCGACACCGUCGAAGAUUUCUGGGGAUUGCACGAGACUGUGUUCAAGCCUAGCAGAUUGAAUGCGAAUGGUGAAAUGCACUUGUUCAAAGCUGGUGUUGAGCCAAAGUGGGAAGAUCCAGAGUGUGCGGAUGGUGGAAAGUGGACACAUGUUGUUACCGGAGACAGGAAAAGCGCCAUGGACAAGGCUUGGCUUGAAACUUUGAUGGCUUUGAUUGGAGAGCAAUUUGAUGAGGCAGAUGAGAUAUGUGGUGUGGUUGCUAGUGUGCGGCCAAUGUCAAAGCAGGACAAGCUCUCCUUGUGGACUAGGACGAAAUCAAAUGAAGCUGUUCUGAUGGGUAUUGGGAAGAAGUGGAAGGAUAUACUUGAUAUCACCGACAAGAUUUCUUUCAACAACCACCAUGAUGAUUCUAGAACUAGAAAUCGGUUCACUGUCUGA
This is a messenger RNA of Microthlaspi erraticum, 612 nucleotides long. The record is from the annotation of a GenBank genome assembly. Lineage: Eukaryota; Viridiplantae; Streptophyta; Magnoliopsida; Brassicales; Brassicaceae.